This is a messenger RNA of Symsagittifera roscoffensis, 1790 nucleotides long. RefSeq names its product protein C12orf4-like. Gene Ontology annotation, cellular component: cytoplasm. The transcript is spliced from 5 exons. The record is from RefSeq and is a predicted model, not a curated record. NCBI's taxonomy places the organism in Eukaryota, Metazoa, Xenacoelomorpha, Acoela, Convolutidae. The coding region runs from base 17 to 1600 and encodes 527 amino acids.
CUCUGGUGCAUUGUAUAUGAAACAUGUAUUUUUCAGAUUGUUUUGUUUGGUUGAAUCGGCAAUGCCUCUGACUCCGGAGGAAGUGGACAAGUUGUCUGACAUGUGGGCCAAUGCAUACACCUCCACACACGAAAAGUACUCCAAGACGGAACCACUCUCGGACCAGCAGGUGUUUGCGGAACUGUACAAAGACAUUCUACACAGUCCAGCCAUCCACACUAUUCUGGGAGUGGAGCACAGCUACAGUGUGGCACUGAGGGAGGCCAGAGAGAGGAAGGAGAGGGAGGUGAAGGAGAAGACGGAACAGUGCAUGGACAAGCUAGAGAACAUCAAAGUCACUGCCGAGCAAAAUGGAACACCUCUGUCAGAUGACCAGAUUAAUCGCCUCUACGCCACCCACUUUGAAGACCUCGAAUUCAUGGAGUCCACAUGGGAAAGUGAGCUCAGUCUGCUUCGAGACACACAGAAGAACGAGUUCAGAGAAUGGCUCAACACUGUCUCCGAAGACCUUCAUUCUAAUGAAACCAAAAUCACAUAUUCAGAUACUUCAACUAAAUUGUCAGUAAACUGUUUGGAACCAGAUUUGGAAGAAAGUUUCACGAUAUAUCUCGGAACUCAGAUGAAAACGAUGCACAACAUAAGGCUACUCGUAAUGGAUCCAAUUGAUCUGUGUACUUCAACAGUCGAUGAAAUUGAAGGUACUUUCUCUAGGGAUCCGAAACGAAUGCAGACAGCUUUGACUAUGUACUCAAAUAACCUUUCGGCUCUGGUGAUGGUGGUUGGAAACAGAGUUCGAUACUCCUCUGAUUUUAUGACGUCACUGGCAGAAAUUUGUUCCAAGAAUUGCGAGUUUCAUUUUCCGGAUCUGGACCAGCAGCUGCAAGCUAUACAGGAUGAUAUAAUUGGGCUGAAUUACAAGAGAUUUCCAAGUUUGAUGAACUUGAACUCGAGUGAGAAUAGUGCGUCGGGAUCAAAUGAGUUGAUUAUUCCCGUAGGGUCUACAAACAGUGGAGAAUCUACUUCAGAUCAAGUGUCUCUGGCCUCCUCGCAACUCGGUGCAACUGGAACCAAUAGCCAGUCGGCACUGAAUCCCACCCCCAGUCCACUUCACUCCACUUUGAGCCAGAUGUCUCCACAGAACCAGAGGAAGUUCAAGGCACUUUUACCCGGAGAUGUGUUCAUCACCAGACAUUCCAACUUGUCAGCAGUACAUGCCAUUUUCCAUCUAGCAGGAGACGCCAAGGUGGAUGCAUUUGAUAUGAACUCGCAACACCCGACUUUUAACGGUAUCAGAAACAUAUUCAAAAUGGCCAUCGAUUUCGACAUUAUCAACAUCUACAUCCCACUUUUACUCACAGACACAAUAAAAGACGAUAAAACUCUGGACCAAUGCGUGAAAAGAGCUGAACUAGUAUUUAAAUGCGUGAAGGGAUAUAUGAUAGAAGCAACCACGUGGACAACUACAAAAUCACGCACUAUUCAGUUCUUGUUACCAAGGAAGUCUUCGCCAGAUUUGUUUUACCAAUUAAGGAGGACAUUACAGGAGACCUUUCCGAUAUCGAAUCCUGUGGUGACUAAGGUUACCAGUAAUGGUAGCUGAAAAGGGUUCAUUUUAAAAUAAACUUAUUAGUUUAUUGAUCAAAUCUGUAGUUUAAAUUGAUGUAUUUAUUGAGCACAAAUUUGGAAAAAAAGACGUUAAUUAAGUACCCUGACUUAAGAACCUUUCUUGAAUGAGUACCAUUUGAAUGUAAAAAAUAACUCAUCGGGGUUCUCAUGCGCCCAGUUUUUUA